CGGUUUGACCAUGGACCCUGAGUACAGCCUCCAGGAUGUGGUACGGUGUCAUCACUGUGAGACCCCAGUCCCCCCUCUACACUGUGUCAUUUGUAACAUACAUCUGUGUGAAGACUGUGAGGGGAAACAUCUCUCUAAUAAAUCCAAACUACACAAAGUGGUGCCAUUCAAAUAUCGGGGAGCUUUUACUUAUUGUCAAAAACAUUCAACAAAAACAUGUGAACGUUUCUGUGAACAAUGCAUCAUUCCUAUUUGUAAACUCUGUGUUUCUUCUAAGGAACACCAAACUCAUCAUGUAGUGGACAUUUUGGAAAGUUUAAAAAACAAAAAACAAUUCUUACAGCAAGAUUUACAAGAUUUUGAAAAAUUUAUUUAUCCUAAAUAUAAAGAGAUUUUAUCUAGCAUUUCAGAACAAAAGGUAGAUCUUAAUGAAAACUCCCAGAAAUUGACAACAGCAAUCAACAAACAUGGAGAAGACUGGCACAGAGAAAUAGACACCAGUAUACAGAAACUGAAAUCUGAUCUUGAUGAAAUGGACUCCAAACACCUGGCUGUCCUAAAUCAAAAGGAAGAUGAAAUCAAACGCACCAUUUCUGAAAUCACACAGAGCAUUGCUGAUCUGAAUACGUUACUUGAUUCCAAUGAUGUCAGCCUUGUCUCUGCGUACAAACCCAGAAAUGCUGAAUUUAGAAGAUUGCCUCCUAAACUCACAGUGUCCUGUCCAAGUUUUACCCCUCAGAAGAUCAACAAAGAACAGCUAUAUCAACAGUUUGGUUCUCUGUCAGCAUCAUCUAUCAGAACAGAAGAACAUGGCUACACAAUGAAUUUUUUCUCGAAAACACCGCUCAUUGAUGAACCACGAAUCAUCACAGAGAUAAAUACCGAGUAUAAAGUAUUUAAUAGGUCAUUACAUAAUGUUUCAUGUGUGAGUGAUCAAAAUGUAUGGAUAUGUCGUUUUAAUGAUUCUGUGAUGAGACUAUACGAUCUGCAGGGCAAACUACUGAAUUCAAUCCAAUCUAAGUCAGGGAACAAUUCAUUGGACAUAGCAGUGACAAGGAGCGGGGAUUUAGUUUAUACUGAUUUAGAUGAUAGAACUGUGAAUAUAGUGAACAAAUCACAAAUGCAAACAGUGAUCAGACUGCGAGGGUGGAAGCCUCGUAAUGUUUGUAGUACCUCAUUUGGUGACCUACUUGUUGCCAUGGACGAUAAUUACGGUAAACAAGCAAAAGUUGUACGCUACUCUGGCUCCAAAGAGAAACAAAAUAUUCAAUACGAUGACAAAGGACACCCUCUAUAUUCCUCUGGUGACUUUAAAUACAUCAUUGAGAACAGGAACCUAGAUAUCUGUGUGUCGGACCAUGGAGCUGGUGCAGUAGUGGUGGUAAAUCAGGCUGGGAAACUCCGGUUUACCUACACCGGUCCUCCCUCUACUACCAAGGGAUCAUUUAUACCAUACGGCAUCACAACAGACAGCCACAAUUGGAUCAUGAUAGCAGAUUUAUACAACCACCGUAUCCACAUCCUGGAUCAGGAUGGACAGUUCCUCCGCUACAUUUGCAACUGUCAUUUAAAAAGUCCAUGGGGUUUAUGUUUGGACACCAGAGACAACCUCUUUGUGGCCGAGUGCUCUACGGGUAAAGUGAAGAAAAUACAAUAUUACAUAUAAAGAAACU
This is a messenger RNA of Magallana angulata, 1673 nucleotides long. RefSeq lists its product as uncharacterized. Gene Ontology annotation, cellular component: nucleoplasm; chromatin. Gene Ontology annotation, molecular function: zinc ion binding; ubiquitin-protein transferase activity. Gene Ontology annotation, biological process: positive regulation of DNA-templated transcription. Lineage: Eukaryota; Metazoa; Mollusca; Bivalvia; Ostreida; Ostreidae. The record is from RefSeq and is a predicted model, not a curated record. Bases 11 to 1666 code for a protein of 551 amino acids. The transcript has a single exon.